This is a messenger RNA of Filobasidium floriforme, 1150 nucleotides long. Its product is annotated as ATP-dependent Clp protease proteolytic subunit. Gene Ontology annotation, cellular component: endopeptidase Clp complex. Gene Ontology annotation, molecular function: ATP-dependent peptidase activity; ATPase binding; serine-type endopeptidase activity. The transcript is spliced from 7 exons. The record is from RefSeq and is a predicted model, not a curated record. The coding region runs from base 199 to 1023 and encodes 274 amino acids. Gene Ontology annotation, biological process: protein quality control for misfolded or incompletely synthesized proteins. Lineage: Eukaryota; Fungi; Basidiomycota; Tremellomycetes; Filobasidiales; Filobasidiaceae.
CGUCGCCUGGCCGCGUCAUCAGCCGAUCAAGCGGUAAGGUUCAAGUUGCAAGUUCAAGUCAAAGCAAUCACGAGAUCACGAUGUCUGCAUGUUUGUACGUCUGGAAUCCUCGACAGCGACAACGGCCUCUCUUUAACGUGCUCGACAUCAAAAGAUUGUGGUAGACGACGAUAUCAAUCUCAUAUCACUACCGGUAACAUGUCUUUUGCAGCUCCUAAGUUCUUGAGUGCUUGCGGUCAGCUCGCAUCGACAUCACUUCGACGCUCAGCAAGAUGUGUCAAGACUAGGCAGUUCUCCAACUUGCACUGGGGAGCACCCCAACAAGCAACAAAUUCAGGGGGAGGAUCUCGAAUGGAUGAAGCUAGUUUCCCGGUGGUUCGAGAUGCCCUAGUACCUAUGGUGGUCGAACAGACCGCCAGAGGCGAACGAAGUUAUGAUAUCUACUCUCGGUUGCUAAGGGAACGAGUGGUGUUUCUGGGGCCUGUCAACGACGUGUCAUCGACCUUGUUGACGGCACAACUUCUCUUUCUCGAGGCGGAAGAUUCAAAGAAGCCAAUCAAACUGUACAUCAAUUCGCCUGGAGGUAGUGUGACGGCGGGUCUAGGGGUCUAUGAUACGUACAUUUCCCCACCGAUGCACACGUUCUGUAUGGGUCAAGCGGCAUCGAUGGGUUCUUUGCUUUUAUCAGCGGGCGCUAAAGGGCACCGCUACUGCCUUCCCAAUGCGAGCGUCAUGAUCCAUCAACCAUCUGGCGGAGCGAGUGGCCAGGCGACGGACAUUUCGAUUCACGCCAAGGAGAUUCUCAGGAUCCGUGAGCUCUUGACCGAGAUGUACGCGGAACACUGCGAGGUAGCAGGGGAAACUUUCCAGGGAGCCAAAGACAGAUUCGAGCGGGCCCUGGAACGAGAUCACUUUAUGACCGCGAAAGAGGCGUUGAGUUUCGGUAUCAUUGACAAGAUUGUGGAGCGUCGACCUCCUCCGACGUCGACUGACGCAGACGGCGCGGGAAAAGACAAGCAAUGAUCAGUAGCUAUACGUCCCCAGUUGCACAGUUGUAUGCCAUAUAGCGUUCGACAUGGAUGCUUCGAUACACUCGCUAGACUCGCGUCCAUCCAGGAUCCAAUUAUGAUCAAUUCGAUAUUCCCCCCGG